Messenger RNA from Phoenix dactylifera (date palm), 1610 nucleotides. RefSeq names its product transcription initiation factor IIB-like. The record is from RefSeq and is a predicted model, not a curated record. Gene Ontology annotation, molecular function: TBP-class protein binding. Gene Ontology annotation, biological process: transcription preinitiation complex assembly; DNA-templated transcription initiation. Lineage: Eukaryota; Viridiplantae; Streptophyta; Magnoliopsida; Arecales; Arecaceae. Gene Ontology annotation, cellular component: transcription preinitiation complex; nucleus.
AAGAUCACAGCUCAUUCCUCGCCCCUCCUCUCCUUAUAUAUCUACGCUGCUCCCCAAAUCCCUGAUUUCGGCCUUCUCUUCUCCCUCUCGUCUUCUCUCUUCUCUCCCGCGCCAUCGCCCAGAGAAGAGAACGAGAGAGGGAGGGAGGGAGCGAUGGCGGACGCGUUCUGUCCGGAUUGCAAGAGGAACACGGAGACGGUGUUCGACCACUCGGCGGGGGACACGGUGUGCUCGGAGUGCGGGCUGGUGCUGGAGGCGCACUCGAUCGACGAGACGUCGGAGUGGAGGACGUUCGCGAACGAGUCCGCGGACAACGACCCCGUCCGCGUCGGCGGGCCCAGCAACCCGCUCCUCACGGACGGCGGCCUCUCCACCGUCAUCUCCAAGCCCAACGGCGGCUCGAGCGACUUCCUCUCCUCCUCCCUCGGCCGCUGGCAGAACCGCGGCUCCAACCCCGACCGCUCCCUCAUCAUCGCCUUCCGCACCAUCGCCACUAUGGCCGACAGGUUGGGUCUUGUUGCAAUUAUCAAGGACCGGGCUAAUGAGAUAUAUAAAAAGGUGGAAGAUCUCAAAUCCAUUAGAGGAAGAAAUCAGGAUGCAAUUUUAGCUGCUUGCCUAUACAUUGCUUGUCGACAAGAGGACAGGCCUCGCACUGUAAAGGAGAUUUGUUCUGUUGCCAAUGGAGCUACAAAGAAGGAAAUUGGCCGUGCGAAAGAGUUCAUAGUAAAGCAGCUUGAAGUUGAGAUGGGACGGUCGAUGGAGAUGGGUACCAUUCAUGCAGGAGAUUUCCUGAGACGUUUUUGUUCACAUCUUGGCAUGACAAAUCAUGCAGUUAAGGCUGCUCAAGAAGCAGUACAGAAGUCAGAAGAGCUUGAUAUAAGGAGGAGCCCCAUAUCAAUUGCAGCAGCUGUUAUUUACAUGAUAACUCAAUUGUCAGAUGACAAGAAACCCCUCAAAGAUAUAUCCCUGGCUACUGGAGUGGCAGAAGGCACCAUAAGAAAUUCCUACAAAGAUCUGUAUCCCUAUGCUUCAAGGCUCAUUCCAACCUCCUUUGCCAAGGAGCAAGACUUAAAGAACCUCUGCAGCCCAUAGUUUGGUUUCAACCUGUUAUACUGAACAUGGAAAUAUAAGAUUGAUCGUUGAGGGUGAUGCUGGCCGAACAAAGCAUGGUUUGAUUGAUUUUGUGGAUCAUUCAGUAUUUGGUUGUGAUCUUGAUGAGCCUAUGUACAUCUGGCUUUUGGAAAUGGACCUGUGGAUGGAAACUAAACGGGACUACAUCAAAAGAUGUGUUUCAUUUUUCACCGCAUGAGGAAGUUGACCGGCAAAGGAUGCAAAAGAAUUUCUGCUUGCCCAUCUCAGGGUAAUCGUACUUUCCAUUGUGACCUGGAAAAGGGGUCAUUUUGAUAAUUGAUAUGAAAAUCUUUGUUGAAGGUAACCAAUAAAAAAUAGUAUAUAUCAUAUGAGGGUAAUAGUCUUUACCAGUCAGUGUGCAUGAAAAAUUGAAAUUAUGAUCAAUAAUUUGCUUAUGCAACAUGUUUUUGCUCCAAAAACAUUUUAUUUGAUAAUUGAGACUAUGCUUGAGUCUGAUUCUUAUGUUUAAUUUUUUGUCA